UUGAAAAAUAUUUAUUUUGUUAAAAAUAGAUUUGAAAACCUCUUUUAUCGAAUACUUACUUUGUAAAACAUCGUAUUAUAAUUUUAAAUAAAUUUAUAAUGUUUUCAGAUAAUAUUUAUAGCUUGAUAUUUUUAUUUCAAUUUCAAAAAUUGAUUGAAGUCCAUGCAUUAGAGAAUCUUUCUACGCCUAUUGUUUUAUGGCAUGGAAUGGGUGAUAGCUGUUGUAACCCACUAAGUUUGGGAAGGAUUGUAAAAGUUUUGAAAAAAGAAUUAGGGUCAAAUACUUAUGUAAAAUCGUUGAAAAUUGGAAAAUCUAUUGAACAGGACAUUGCAAAUGGAUUUUUUAAAAAUGUUAAUGUUCAAGUAAAAGAUGUUUGUAAUCAAAUUAGUACAGAUCCAUAUUUACAGAAUGGCUAUAAUGCUAUUGGAUUUUCUCAAGGAGCUCAAUUUUUAAGAGCAGUUGCUCAAAGAUGCCCUAAUCCACCAAUGAUUAAUUUAAUUUCUAUUGGUGGUCAACAUCAAGGAGUAUUUGGCAUGCCUAGAUGUCUUUAUCAAAAUCAUAAAUGGUGUGAAUAUGUAAGACAACUUCUAAAUAAAGAUGCUUAUGUUAGUUGGAUUCAAGAUUCAUUUGUUCAAGCAGAAUACUGGCAUGAUCCAAUCAAAGAAAAUGACUAUAUUUCAAGAAGUUAUUUUCUUGCUGAUAUUAAUAAUGAAAGAACAAAUAAUAAAAUUUAUCGAGAUAACUUAUUAAAACUAAAAAAUUUUGUCUUGAUUAUGUUUGCUAAUGAUACCAUGGUAAUACCUAAAGAAAGUUCAUGGUUUGCUUUUUAUUCACCAGGACAAGAUAUUAAAAUUAUGCCUCUGGAACAGUCAACUUUAUAUCUACUGGACCGAAUUGGCCUAAAAGAGUUAGAGGAAACAGGUCGGUUACAUUUUUUGGCAAUUCCUGGAGAUCAUCUAAAAUUUACUGAAGAUUGGUUCAUAAAUUGGUGGUCGGACGGUAGUUGUUAUGCGACGUCGAGGCGAACACUCCGCAGCGGACAGGCAAUGGCUUAUGCGUCGGUAGUUAUUACUAUAUUGCAAUAUACAGGCAGUUCCAAACUGAAAGUCGAACGAGCAAUAGCAUAUACAUCGGUAGUUAUUAUAAUAUAUCUACCGUAUUUAAAUAUAUAUAAUUAAUCCAUCCCCACAAAUAUAUAUAUCCCCACCAAAUCAUAUAAUGUGUAUUAUAAUUUUCUGGAACUUUUUGGAACAUAUUGGAAAUUUUUGGAAGUUUUUGGAAGUCCGUGGCGAACGGUCCGUCCUUUAGGCAGUCCCAAUUUACACCGAACAUUCGGUUUUGUUACCGCCGUGAAAAUAUAAAUCCACAAUACUUACAGAUGUUUUUUUCAUCAUACCAGUAGAGACCAUAAACUAUUUUAAUAGUAAACCAAUAAAACAAAUUAGAUUACAAACGACACAGGCACAUUAUAAUUAAAAAAUUUACUUAAAUAUUCAAAUGAUUUAGAGCAGUGUUUCCCAACCUUUUUACCAGCACGGACCACUUCGGCAAUAUUUUAUAGGUCGCGGACCCCCUCAAUUUUACGAAAACUAGGAAGACCUUUUUUUGCUCAUUAACAAGAAUACACAAAAUUUAUCAAAAAAUGUUAAUUUUUAUUACUUUACUUUACAUUUUAUUACUAUACUUAACUAAUAUAUAAUUAUACUUUACUAUACAAAAUAAUUUACUUAAUGUGAUUGACAUAAUUAUUAUCGGUUGCGAUAAUAAUAUUAUUUAUAAAUCUACCUACACACUUAUGAAAAAUACUAUUAUACAGAACCGUAUAAUAUUAUACGGUUCCUCCAUAAGCCGUAAUUUUUUUUCACUAUUUAAAAAAAAAUAUUAAUUUCUAAUAAAAAUCGAAGAAAAAAUGUAUGGUACCGCGGACCCCCUAUGACUGGCUCGCGAACCCCUGGUGGUCUAAAUUUUAGAGAUAAUACAAGAUAGUUUAGAUUUAAUUAAUAAGAAUAGGAAGAAUAGCCAUCAUGCUACAAUACUGAUAGGAUGUAUGAUAACGUUGAUGAUCUUAAUUUUAUUUUAAAUUCUGAUACUGUAUAUAUAUUUAAAAAUUAAAAAAUAUGUACGACAUAGUAUUAAUUGUAAACCUCAGAGCAACGAAUCACCUAUCUUACAACCCAUAUAUUUUCAAACAGGAGCUGUAGAAAUGCAAAACCCAUUACCCGUCAUUAAGUAAAUUUCAAAAGGGAAAUAAGGCUUUCGUUGAACUUUGGGGGUGUUAUGAACUAUUGCACAAGUCGUGCUGAUACAACACAUAGCUAAUAACUCGACUUGAGCAUAUUCGGGUCAAAUAUUUUAUAUAACAAUUUGUCGUAGUUUCGUCGCCAUACUCUUAAUUGUAUAGAAUAUUGUUACGAUUCUUUUAUAAUUCAUCUAUGUCAAUUACAAUAAACCACUAAUAAAUUAUGUUAAUUAUAUUAAUUAAUUAAUUAAAUUAUGUAAUGAAUUUAUUUCUUUAAUCUUUCUCAAUAAGUUAAAUAAAUUGUAUCGUUAAGAUUAAUAUGUAGUCAGAAAAAUUUGUAAUUACUAUUUAUAGUAAAUUUAUCAGAAAAGCUCAAUAUUUUUUUUGAUUUUUAUCGUAAUAGAUAACUUAAAUAGAAAUAAUAGUUUACCUAAGUUUGUACAAAUACUAUUAAAAAAAUACAUGUAGCGUGUUCUAUAAAUAACACGAUUGCUUCAAUAUAGAGAUAUAAUACAGUAUAUCAGUACAUAUAUAUAUAUAUAUAUUCUAUUAUUGAUGUUAUUUCGAUAAAGCAAUGGGUGUUCCUACAUAAUUCGCAUGCACUCAUUAUUUUUAGAUUUUUAGAUACCAAGUCCUAAUUAAAGGUAUUUUAAUUUAAUCAGUAAACCAGUAGCUGAGGAGGGGGCGCGCGCCCCCCACUGGAUCCGCCACUGUCCUACGGGCAGGUCUAGUAGUAGCACACACUAAUAGAGUAAAAAAAUUAUUAAAUUACAAAAUAAAAUUAUUUAAUUUUGUAGUUGAAACCUAUCAAAACAAAUUAUAAUAUCAAACUUGAUUCGUCAAUAAUUACGAAUUGUAAUCAUUUGACGUAUUAUUAAAAAAAGUAGGUUAAGUGAGAGCAGAAAAAAUAAAUGAUAGUCACAAAAAAAUACCUUCUUAGCUUUGCAUCGAAGCUAAAACCUAAAAUAUAGUAAAAAACCCAGAACGGUAGGGUCGUGGCAUAGUUGGGUCCAGUAUAGAUUUAAUUUGACAGUGAUUAAAAUUACUAUCAUAAAAAAUAUAGUUUAAAAAACUAAAAAAAACACGCUUUUAAAGCACAUCGAACUAAAAAGUUAA
Daktulosphaira vitifoliae (grape phylloxera) is the source of this 3355-nucleotide messenger RNA. It is a transcript of the gene Ppt1, whose product is annotated as palmitoyl-protein thioesterase 1. The transcript is spliced from 7 exons. Gene Ontology annotation, molecular function: palmitoyl-(protein) hydrolase activity. The record is from RefSeq and is a predicted model, not a curated record. Gene Ontology annotation, biological process: receptor-mediated endocytosis; protein depalmitoylation. Gene Ontology annotation, cellular component: lysosome. The coding region runs from base 99 to 1178 and encodes 359 amino acids. Lineage: Eukaryota; Metazoa; Arthropoda; Insecta; Hemiptera; Phylloxeridae.